AUGUCUCGCACGGAAUCUGGAAGUUUUAAGCCUGUCGAGGAAGCUCAAAGACAGGAUCUCCCAGGCUUGGAGAAGGACAUGAAGCCAACCAGUGAAGCAACCGCUCUAGAGGGAAAACAUGAACAUCAAGAAUAUCUAGCAGCCGGAAAACUCAAAGGCAACAAAGCCCUCAUCACCGGCGGAGACUCCGGCAUCGGCCGCUCCAUUGCAGUCCUCUUCGCCCGCGAAGGCUCAGACAUAACAAUCGUCUACCUCCCCUCCGAAGAACCCGACGCCCAAGAAACCAAAAAAAUGGUCGAAAACGAAGGCAAGCAAUGCCUCCUCAUCCCAGGAAACCUCAUGGACAACGAAACCUGCCGCAAAGCCGUCGAGCAGCACAUGCAAAAGUUUGGUGCGCUGCACGUCCUCGUCAACAACGCCUCGAAGCAGGUCAUGUGUGAGGAUAUCAGCGAGAUUGAUCUUGACGUGGUGGAGAGCACGUUUAGGAGCAAUAUCCUGCAGAUGUUUGCUGUGACAAAGUAUGCUGUGCCGCAUAUGGAGAAGGGUGGCUCCAUCAUUAAUACAACUUCGACUGUUGCAUUCAGAGGCACAGCUGCAAUGGUAGACUAUGCAUCUACAAAAGGCGCCAUCACUUCGUUUACAAAGUCGCUGGCAAAACAGCUCAUGCCCAAGGGCAUCCGAGUCAAUGCCGUAGCUCCUGGCCCUGUUCACACACCUCUUCAGCCUGCCUCACGUCCUGCGGAACAGAUGGAGGGAUUCGGGAAGAAAUCUGGGAUUGGAAGGCCUGGCCAGCCGAGCGAGAUUGCUCCCAGCUUCAUAUUUCUCGCGUCCAAGGAUGCCGAGUUGUAUUACGGGCAGAUUCUACACGCAUAUCCUCUCGGUGAUUAA
This is a messenger RNA of Trichoderma aggressivum f. europaeum, 888 nucleotides long. RefSeq lists its product as uncharacterized. The record is from RefSeq and is a predicted model, not a curated record. Gene Ontology annotation, molecular function: oxidoreductase activity. The transcript is spliced from 4 exons. Bases 1 to 888 code for a protein of 295 amino acids. NCBI's taxonomy places the organism in Eukaryota, Fungi, Ascomycota, Sordariomycetes, Hypocreales, Hypocreaceae.